Messenger RNA from Eurytemora carolleeae, 1959 nucleotides. RefSeq lists its product as uncharacterized. The transcript has 13 exons. Gene Ontology annotation, cellular component: neuron projection membrane. Bases 20 to 1249 code for a protein of 409 amino acids. Lineage: Eukaryota; Metazoa; Arthropoda; Copepoda; Calanoida; Temoridae. Gene Ontology annotation, biological process: synapse organization. The record is from RefSeq and is a predicted model, not a curated record.
UUCUUAACUUUCAGAUAAAAUGGUGAAUGUAAAGGAUUUAAAGAAUUGUUGUUGUUUACCAACAAGUUGGUAUUUACUUCUCCUCGCCCUUCCUUCUACUCAUACAUCAAAAAACCAGUUCGAAUCCAGCAGCAGUUCAAGUCUCAGAAUCUUUGUUGGUGAUUCAGUGGUAGAAACAAAUAUGCUAAACCCUAGUGGAGGUUAUAAUACUCCAUACUACGACAACGAGAUGAUAUCUAACCUAACACUAGAGGCCGGUCAGAUAGCAGAGCUGCCAUGCAUUGUCAGACAAUUGGGAUCUAAACUGGUAAAUAUAUCUAGAUCUUAUCUUGUUCUAGAUCUUGUUCUAGAUCUUGUUCUAGAUCUUGUUAUAGAUCCUGUUCUAGAUCUUGUUCUAGAUCUUGUUCUAGAUCUUGUUCUAGAUUUUGUUCUAGAUCUUGUUCUAGAUCUUGUUCUAGAUCUUGUUCUAGAUCUUGUUAUAGAUCCUGUUCUAGAUCUUGUUCUAGAUCUUGUUCUAGAUCUUGUUCAGAUCUUAUCUUGUUCAGAUCUUGUUCUAGAUCCUGUUCUAGAUCUUGUUCAAGAUCUUGUUCUAGAUCUUGUUCUAAAUCUUGUUCUAGAUCUUGUUCUAAAUGUUGUUCUAGAUCUUGUUCUAGAUCUUGUUCUAGAUCUUGUUCUAGAUCUUGUUUUAGAUCUUGUUCUAGAUCUGAGUAGGUUUUAUUAUUCCAAACCCUACUCAAGUACCUGGACCCUCAGUAUAGAUGGAGUGAGAGGGCAGGAUAGCGGACUAUACGAAUGCCAAGUGAGCUCGGAGCCGAAACUGAGCAAAUUUAUUCUGCUGAACAUCAAAGUUCCACUUCUGCAGAUAGAGGGAGCACCAAAGAAGCUAGCUAAGCGUGGUAGUGAAGUUGUGUUACAGUGUGCAGUGAAGAACUCAAAAAUACAGAGAACAUUGCAAUGGUCCUUGCAGAAAGAAGGGAAAGGAUUGGAACUUCUAAACUCCAAAACAAUAAACCAGUCCUUAAAGAAUAAUACAGGUAUCUACAGAGUACAAUCUAUGGAUGAAAAUGAUGUAGGAUUAUAUACCUGUAUGUCAGAAAACCUGAAUCCUGUAUCAGUUCAGCUUCUUCUACUACCAGAGGAGACCCAAGCGGAGGGUUUGCAGGACGGAUUAAACGGCUCGGCCUUGCCGGAUACUCAUUUACUCCGCCUCUCCGCUCUCAUCUACAUCUUAGCAUUGAAAUAUUUCUAAAAACUUCAAAGAGUCCUCGCUUUACUAAUAGAACAAAACCUAAAUUUUGUUCGCUGACGAACUAUCAAAAACGUUACAAAUCAACAAAAAAAUUUUCGAAUAUGUGGAGGGAGAAGUCCCCUACAGGGAAGGUUAAUUCAAGGGGAAUUCAUGUCUAAGUACAUUUUAGUGUGGGUAUAGGGAUAUCAACGCCCUCCCAAGCUUAAAUUUAAUCUAUAUUUUUAAAAAUAAAACCAUACAAAAAUUUUACAAACUUUUCUGUGAAAUUAUUCAUUUAUUACUGAGCUAAAAAUUCCUCUUGUUUAUUUCUGAGGAAGUAUGUUGUUUUACUUUACCAUCCCUUGGGAUUAUGCUGCUCUCCAAUGAACACUAUUUCUUGAAUCUAUGUAAGUCCCGGGAAAAAAAAGUUUCUGGAAAAAAACAACCUGGAAAUAAAAACUUUGGAAAAACAGUCCGAAUUUUAUCAAGUCCUCGGAAAAAAUGUCACUGGAAUAAAGUCCUGUGUUUUGGAUUCCUGGGACUUUUUUUCCUAAAACAGUAUGUGCAUGGGGGCUGCCAAUAAAGUCUCAGGAAAUAAGAUCCCAGGAAAAAAAGUCCUGAAGGAAAUGAAUCCGAGGAAAAUAAAAACCUAGAAUUGUGAAUCAUGCAUUUUCACUUGUUACAGGACUUUAUGUCUGAGGACUUUUUUGUAUAAAAUCAUACUGGAGCCA